Messenger RNA from Morchella importuna, 3297 nucleotides. RefSeq lists its product as uncharacterized. Gene Ontology annotation, molecular function: single-stranded DNA binding; damaged DNA binding. NCBI's taxonomy places the organism in Eukaryota, Fungi, Ascomycota, Pezizomycetes, Pezizales, Morchellaceae. The transcript is spliced from 18 exons. Gene Ontology annotation, biological process: double-strand break repair via homologous recombination. The record is from RefSeq and is a predicted model, not a curated record. The coding region runs from base 1 to 3297 and encodes 1098 amino acids. Gene Ontology annotation, cellular component: site of double-strand break; Smc5-Smc6 complex; nucleus.
AUGGCCACUUCAAAACGACGAAGAAAUCCAGCUGAGACAGAUGAGGAGAGCGAACACGAAGAUGUAACCCCUCCACCUAGGAGACAUUCGACAUCCAAACGGGCACGUACAAAUAGCGAUGAUAAUAAUGCAGAUGAACAGGACUGGAGAGCGCUCGAGGAUGCAUCCACUCAACGGGCGGCUAUUGCCAUUAAGAAGAAGAUGAGCGAGGUGGUUGAGAACGUGCCAGCAGAUCAUGGGAUCAUACUCGCCGUUAUUUGCGAAAACUUUAUGUGCCACAAAUUUCUGGAGAUUAAAUUUGGACCUUUCAUAAACUUCGUUAUCGGACAUAACGGGAGUGGAAAAAGUGCAAUUCUUACGGCAAUUACACUGGCGCUUGGUGGGAAGGCGGCCAGUACAAACCGAGGGAAUGCUAUGAAGAGUUUCAUCAAGGAAGGCGAGGAACAGGCUAGAAUUACAAUCAAGCUCAAGAAUGGCGGCGAAGGUUUCAAACGAGAUCAAUAUGAUGAUGUCAUUAUUGUCGAAAGAAACUUUAGUCGAGAGGGAAGUAGUGGAUACAAACUCAAGUCGAAGCAGGGGAAGAUAAUAUCUUCGAAACGGGAUGAAUUAGAUGAGAUCUGUGAUUGGUUUGGGUUGCAAGUCGAUAAUCCCAUGAACGUACUGACACAGGAUCUGGCCCGUGCGUUUUUGAGCACCUCAACAAAUCAGGACAAAUAUAAAUUUUUUGCGAGAGGGGUACAGUUGGAGCAACUGGAUCAAGAUUAUUCUCUCAUCAAGAACGGGAUUGAUAGUACGGAGGCAAUCCUGGAAACGAAAGUCGGCGAUAUAACGGAACUAAAGGCCACUAUGGAUCAGUGGGCUGAAAAACAGCGGCAAUUGGAGAGCCACGAUACCCUGAGAGACCGCAUUCAAACAAUGAGCCAUCAAAUGGCCUGGGCACAGAGCAAAGUAACUAGGGCUGAAGAAGAGCGCGAACAAGCGUCUUCGCAAUUCGAAAAUGCAAAUCACGUCCACGAAGAACUAAUUAAACAGGUCAGAAUCGAAGAAGAAAAAUUGACUCCCCUAGAGGAAGCGAAGGACGCAGCAAAGGCACAAAUGGAUCACAUCAAAAAGGAACUUCAGACCUUAAUAGGAUCAGAACGUGAAACAAGGAGUAAUGUUCUCGGUGCAACUAAAAAGAUCACCGAGACCGAGCAAGAGAUCAUGGAUGAAGAGAACAGACUAGAAGGAGUUAAUGGCGGAAGCAAUAUUCAGCUGAUGGAGGACCAGCGAAGCGCUGAAAAUGAUGUUAUUAGGAUUAAGGCGGACAUGGAAAGCCACGAUCAAAAGAACAAGGACGAUAACACAAAACUCCAGGAAGCAAAGCAGGAAUUCGAUCAAGCUAUAAAGCUCGUCCAAGCAAAAAAAGCUGAGAUCGCAAGCAAACAGACAGCUCUCAAGCAAAUUAGUGCUGCGGAGGGCGAUUUCAUAAAGGUAUUUGGCGCAAAGUUACGCCCUCUUCUUGAUGCCAUCCAAAGUGAGCGUAGUUUUCGUGUCAAGCCCGUCGGUCCCGUGGGAAUGUAUGUCACGCUUCGAGAGCCGAAAUGGUGGAGCAUCAUCGAACGGAUCUUGGGUAAUAAUCUAUUGACUUUUGUCGUCACUUGUUAUGAAGACAGUGAAAUUCUAAAACGAUUGAUGAAAUCUAUCAACUGUCAAUAUCCAUUAAGCAUUACCCAGGUGAAGCCGUUGAAUCUUGUUGAGCCUGAUCCUCGAUUCAAGACUAUUUACAGGAUCUUGGAGAUCAGUGACGAAAAUGUAAAGAGGCAACUCGUUAUCGGCAACUCCAUCGAGCAGGUUAUCUUGGUUGAAGAUUUGGAAGAUGCAAAUCGUAUCAUGGAAAGAAGGACUCAAAAUGACCAUAUAAAUUCAUGUUAUGCUCUUAACUUGAAUCGUCAAGGGUGGGGAUUGAAAGUUGGUGGAAACAACGGAGCCAGUGGCGUGACUCCUGUCAAUGCUUUCACGAGCCAGGCUCGUAUGAGGACAGAUGUUGGGGCACAGACAAAAUUUAUCGAACAAGAUAUACAACGCCUUAAGAAUGAGCUUGCUGACCUCGAGCAAUCUGCUCACGACAAAAAACGUGUUAGUGAUGGGCUAAAUUCCGAUAUUCAAAACUAUAAUCGUCGCAAGAGGGAUUUUGAAUUAAAGCUUCACCGGGCCGAGGAUAAGAUUGAGGAGUGCAAAUCUAGGUUAGAGGAGGCUGCGCAGGACGGUAAGCUUGGCGCUUUACAAGAGAAGCUAAAGGUUUUUAAAGAGAGAGAACGCAUGGCUACUGCCUCGUUCGAAGAGCUGGUCGUCAAAAAGGAUGAGUUUAGUGCUGAAGGUGAUAAACUAUAUGCACAACUGAAAUCGACCGAGCAAGACCUAGCCCUUGCUCAACAACAGGUCGAAGACCUAAAGGCUAUGCUUUACAAGUCUGACCGAAAACGGUCGCAAUGUCUUGCAAACAAGAAUCAUUGGUAUGAACAACUUGAGAAGUACCAACAAGAAACAGCCCGCCUAGAGGACCAAAUCGCAACGCAACAGGCAACAGUUGAUAACUAUACCGGAAUGGCUUCACGGAUUUGUGAACGUGUUGAAAUACCUAAUGACGAGACAUGCGAUGCUCUGGAAAGGAAGUUAGCCGCACUCCAUGAAGAGCUGAAACGUGCUGAGGCUUCGCUUGGUGGAACUGCGGAAUAUAUCCAUGCAAAGUCUGCUGAAGCAGCACAAACCUAUAUUGAUGCGAGGGAUCAGAGGAAUGAAUUUCAAAGACUUCUUGGCACGCAAACUAGAGUUUACAUGGAACGCAUACGCCGCUGGAAGGAGUUCCAACGCUACAUCAGUGCCCGGGCACGGGCUCAGUUUAACUGGAUGAUGAGCGAACGCGCAUUCAAGGGGCGCUUGCGCCUUGAGCACACACGAAAACCUCCCGAACUUAUCCUCGAAGUUCAACCUGGUCAGGAAGAAACCGGCAACCGUGGACCAAAGACCCUUUCUGGUGGUGAAAAGUCUUUUUCGACAAUUUGUCUACUUCUUUCUUUGUGGGAGGCAAUGGGCUCCCCAAUUAGAUGUCUUGAUGAAUUUGAUGUCUUUAUGGACGCGGUCAACCGUACUAUCAGUGUGAAUAUGAUGAUAAAAGCUGCUGAACGUUCGAUUGGCAAACAAUUCAUAUUGAUCACACCUCAGGCGAUGAAUAGUACGGCUGCAUCAAACCAAGUCAAGAUCAUCCGAAUGGCCGAUCCCGAGAGAAAUAAUAAUAACCAAACACGAAUUGCUUGA